Molecule: messenger RNA, 990 nt
Organism: Penicillium oxalicum
Lineage: Eukaryota; Fungi; Ascomycota; Eurotiomycetes; Eurotiales; Aspergillaceae
Exons: 1
Coding region: 1-990 (329 amino acids)
Source: RefSeq, a predicted model, not a curated record
AUGUCUCCCCCCUCCCAGGAUACUAUGGGCACCAUGUUGACGACCGUUCGCGGCAGCCCUGAGUCAUUUUCGUCAUUCUCGUCGCUCGAGGCAGUGAUGGAUUGUGAGCCGCACCUGCCAUCCAGGAUACCAGGUGCUGUGGUGUUAUCUGCACCCUCAAUCUCCGUCCUCAAACAAACUGCCGACGAUGUCUAUCAUCGACUCAACUCCGAGGCGUCCUACGCGAACCAGUUCAUCGUCGUGCAGAAUAUUACCCAGUCGCUACAAGCGUUACUCUCCGGAGACGAUAAUCCUGUUGGUCGUUAUACCAGGUUAACACUCGACAAACAGCAUCAGCGGGCAGUCUUUCGAGUCAUGUCUUCAUCGGAUCACGAACGCGUCACACACCGCUUCAUGUACUGUCUCCUUGAAAAACUACACGAUAUAGGAAUUCAUCGAGACUAUUUCUACGUCGAAGGGAUCACGCGAUUUCGGGGUAAAUUCAGCGAAAAAGAACCUGACAACGCCUUCACACCCUUGGCCAGUCUGCAUGAUAAUCCCGAGUGGCCCUCCCUGGUUAUUGAGACUGGUCUCUCAGAAUCGGACGCCCAAUUACGGAAUGACGCGUAUUGGUGGUUCUCGAAUUCCGAUUAUAAAGUCAAUAUAGUGCUUCUCAUUUCAAUCAAGAGGCAACCCGAGCUCCGUGUCACCUUCAAACUCUUCAAUCUCAGGUCCGCGAAUACUCGAGUCACGCGCGGACUACAAGCCGAGGUCAAUCGCGCGCUGUCGUUGGAUGCUACCUCCGCUCAAACGGCCCCGCCGUCAAAGCCGCAAUCUCGCUUGGCAGCUGAAACGACUAUUGUCACUGCAACUGAUGUCGACAAUACCCCGCUGAAACUGCCGUUUGAAACUCUCAUGCGCCGUCCGCCCGACCCCAACACGAAGGAAGGGGACCUCAUCUUUACUACUGACGACCUUCGUUAUUGCUGCCACUCCGUUUUCUCGGCUUGA